AAGGAAAAAGGAACGAGGUUUCCUAAAAAUGUCUUGGUAAGAUGUCACCAACCCAACAAAGGUGAAUAUAGGUCAUGCUCUUUUGCUAUAAAGUGUAAUUAUAAAUACUAAGCUAAUCUAAGUAGAUAUAAGAUACUCAUUAUUCUCAGGCACCCUCCAAUCAAGAUACACUUGUGAAACAAUUUGCCUAUAUUCUUGUGCCAUCCCAUCUUCCAUUUAAUCAAAAAAACCAUGUCAAAUAGCACUACACUUAUAUCUGCAGUGGCAUCUCUUGCAGCCUCAGCUAUGCUAAUCCGAAGCAUUACCAACGAUUUCAUUCCUCUUGAAAUCCUAGACUUCUUUUACUCCAAAAUUUAUUAUCUUUCUCGUCAAUUUUCCUCCCAACUUACCAUUAUCAUUGAAGAAUUUCAAGGGGUGUCUAGAAAUCAAGUGUAUGAGGCUGCAGAAGUCUAUCUAGGCACUAAAGCCACUCUCUCAGCUCUAAGAGUUAAAGCAAGCAAAUCCGAGGAUGACAAAAAGCUUGCAUUCAGUGUAGAUAGAGAUGAAGACAUUAGUGAUGAUUAUGAAGGAGUUCAGGUGAAGUGGAAACUUAGCUGUGAGAUUCUUGAGCCUUAUGGCAGUAGACAUUCUAAUGAUAGGAAUGCCAAUUUUAAGUCAGAAGUGAGAUCCUAUGAGCUAAGCUUUCACAAGAAACACAAGGAGAAGAUAUUCAAUUCAUAUUUGCCAUAUGUGUUGGAGAGAGCCAAGGAUAUCAAGCAGGAGAACAUGGAAGUGAAGCUCCACACAAUUGAAUAUGAUUGCUAUUGGAAUGGAAAUAGUGUCAAAUUUAGCCACCCCAUGACUUUCAAAACUCUGGCAAUUGAUGCAGAGCUCAAGAGGGAAGUGGUGAGUGAUUUGGACAAGUUUGUGAAAGGGAAAGAGUUCUAUAAAAGAACUGGGAAAGCUUGGAAACGUGGUUACCUCUUGUAUGGCCCUCCAGGCACUGGCAAGUCUAGUCUUAUUGCAGCCAUGGCCAAUUAUCUCAACUAUGAUAUCUAUGAUUUGGAUCUCACCAUUGUCACUAAUAACAAUGACUUAAAGAAUUUGCUCCUAGGCAUGUCCAACCGUUCCAUACUUGUGUUUGAGGACAUUGACUGCUCCAUAAAGCUGCAGAACCGAGAAGAAGAAGAAGAAGAACAAAAGAAAGGAGAUAAUAAUAAAGAGAGUAAGGUGACACUUUCAGGGCUCUUGAAUGUAAUAGAUGGCCUUUGGUCAUGCUGUGGAGAGGAACGGAUUAUUAUUUUCACAACCAAUCACAAAGAAAGGCUGGAUCCUGCUCUGCUGAGGCCAGGGAGGAUGGACAUGCACAUCCACUUGUCAUACUGCACCUUUUCUGCUUUCAAACAAUUGGUCCUCAACUACCUUGGCAUUUCACAACACAAACUCUUUGAACAAAUUGAGGGGCUUCUAGGAGAAGUGAAUGUGACACCUGCAGAAGUUGCGGGAGAGCUAACAAAGAGCUCUGGUACUAGAGAUCCCCUCCAAGACCUCGUCAAUUUCCUCCACAGCAAGAAAAUGGUGGAGAGCGACACUAUAAUUGACCAAUGUUAGAAUUGAGACUUUUCUUGUUAUUUUGGUAUUAAAAUAUGUUGUUGUUAUGUUUCUGAUAUAAGUUAGUAUUAGUCAACAUGUAGUAGGUGAAAUUGAAUGAAAGACCUUGUUUUAAGGGAGUGAUUAAGCUAAGUCAGUAUGGGGUGUGUUGUGUUGCUUGUAACUUAGUAUUUUCACCAACUACUAGUCACUUAUGUAUGCUGGAAAAACCAGAACAAAAAUACAAUUCUAUCUUCCACCAUUUUCUGUUGGUGGUGAUCUUUCUCUUA
This is a messenger RNA of Glycine soja, 1859 nucleotides long. RefSeq names its product AAA-ATPase At3g50940-like. Gene Ontology annotation, molecular function: ATP binding; ATP hydrolysis activity. Bases 232 to 1590 code for a protein of 452 amino acids. The transcript is spliced from 2 exons. The record is from RefSeq and is a predicted model, not a curated record. NCBI's taxonomy places the organism in Eukaryota, Viridiplantae, Streptophyta, Magnoliopsida, Fabales, Fabaceae.